Hibiscus syriacus is the source of this 1229-nucleotide messenger RNA. RefSeq names its product protodermal factor 1-like. NCBI's taxonomy places the organism in Eukaryota, Viridiplantae, Streptophyta, Magnoliopsida, Malvales, Malvaceae. The record is from RefSeq and is a predicted model, not a curated record. The coding region runs from base 177 to 1040 and encodes 287 amino acids. The transcript has 3 exons.
AACAAUUCAAAAGUUGAUAAUUAAUACAACAUAUAAAUGCACCUGCUGUCAUCAACUAACCUCAUGCAGCUUCACCUGUUUCCAUUUACUUCACCUCGUUGGGGCUUUAUAGUGAUCAGCCCCUCAUUGUUCUCAACCCACGUUUCCAUUCUUUGCUGUUGAAGUAGUAGACAGAUAUGGCGAGGGAAAGAAUCAAGCAGGUUUGUUUGAUGUGGGCUUUGGUUGCUGGUUUGCUGUGCCAAAACUUGGUCAUUGCUGUGACCUCCACUGGCCUUGGAGAGCAGAAAAACUACUAUCCAUCUCCAGAUCCUCAUGCAGGAACUCCCGCCUCUGGUUCACAUGGAACACCACCAUCCCACGGUUCAGGUGCCUCACCUCCCUCUCAUGGAACCCCAUCUCAUGGAGGUGGUUACCACCAUACCCCAACAACACCGUCGACUCCUUCGGGUGGAAAUUGUGGAACACCGCCGCAUGAGCCAUCGACUCCAUCGACACCGUCGCACACUCCUUCACACGGUAGUCCCCCAUCAUACGGAGGUGGGAGUCCCCCAUCAUACGGAGGUGGGAGUCCACCAUCAUACGGAGGUGGGAGUCCACCAUCAUACGGUGGUGGAAGUCCGCCAACUCCCACUAUCGAUCCAGGAACUCCAAGCAUUCCCACACCUCCAUUCUUUCCUGCUCCAACUCCACCGAUCGGUGGUACAUGCGAUUUCUGGAGGAGUCACCCCACACUGAUAUGGGGUCUGCUUGGUUGGUGGGGCACUUUAGGCAGUGCACUCGGUGUGACUAGCGCUCCCGGGUUUGGAGCAACCAUGAGCUUGCCCCAAGCACUUUCAAACACACGUACCGAUGGAAUCGGGGCGCUCUACCGGGAAGGAACCGCCUCAUUUCUCAACUCCAUGGUGAACCACAGGUUCCCAUUCUCGACUAAGCAAGUCAGGGAGAGUUUUGUCUCCGCACUUGGUUCGAACAGUGCUGCAAAAGCUCAGGCUCGUCUCUUCAAGCUCGCCAAUGAAGGCCACCUCAAGCCCAGGACCUAAGCAAAUACCUUUUGGUAAUUGUGUCAGUUCCAUUAAGCAUUUUAUCCACUAGUGUGUGCUACUUAGAUUUUAUGUUCCUAGUAUUUCACCAUCUAUAAUGCUACAGCUUUCAUUUGGAUAGAUACCGUGUCCGGAACUAAUUGUUACGUUUAUGUUUUCUUAUUGUUAAAUAAGAUUUAUUUUGCUUCA